CCUCCGAAACUCCACCCCACGGCGUCAGGGCUUGAUCUAUAGUGGAGGAAGAAGAGAUAAACUUGACAAAGUGGCAGCUGUCACCAAAUGGGAUUUCUGGAGGGGACAGGAGCGGACUAGCGGAGGCGCAUUUGGAAGACGAAGAAAGACGAAGGAGGCGCGCUGCUCGUAACUGGGAGAACUUGCUCUUUCACACCCGGUCUUUUUUUUUUGGCUGUGGAUUACAAAAGUGUACACUGAAAGUGGACCAAGAACCGCCUUUAUUCCUCACACUUGACGGAUUGUGUCAGAACAAUGAACGCGUCACAGCCAGAUCGCAGGAAAACCAUGCGUGACUUGGCUGUGGAGAUUGGCAUCCGAGUUCUGCUCUUUGGAGUUUUUGCAUUUACUGAAUUUCUGGAGCCCUUUGAAAGAGUCAUUCAACCUGAGGAGCUUUGGCUGUACAAGAAUCCACUGGUUGAGUCCGAUCAUAUUCCCAAGAGGGUCAUGUUCGCAAUCUCCUUCCUUACACCACUGGCUGUGAUUUUUGUUGUGAAGAUAAUUCAGAGGACUGACAAGACUGAAAUUAAAGAGGCAUGUUUAGCUGUAUCACUGGCUCUCGCCCUGAAUGGAGUCUUCACAAACACCAUCAAGUUGAUUGUCGGCAGACCCAGGCCCGACUACUUCCAGCGAUGUUUCCCAGAUGGCCAAGUGAAUGCAAAGAUGCUGUGCACCGGAGAGCCGCAUCUGGUAUCAGAGGGACGCAAGAGUUUUCCCAGCAGUCAUUCCUCUUUUGCAUUUUCUGGGCUUGGUUUCACUUCCUUCUACCUGGCGGGGAAGCUGCAGUGCUUUACCUGUCAGGGUCGAGGUCGGAGCUGGCGUCUCUGUGCCACGGUGCUGCCCCUCUACAGCGCAAUGAUGAUUGCCUUGUCCAGGACCUGCGACUACAAGCACCACUGGCAAGAUGCCUUUGUUGGAGGAGUGAUCGGGCUGCUGUUUGCAUACAUCAGCUAUCGCCAGCACUACCCCCCCUUUCUGCACACGGACUGUCACCUCGCCUACGCCAGCCUGACUGCCACCCCUCACAGCCCCCCGCAUCCCCAGGAGGAUCAUCGGCCCAUUGAAAAUGCCACCACCCUCCCCGUAGAGGGCUUGACCGAAGCGCCACUAUGACUAGUGGCCACCACCGAGACCAGUCACACCAGACCAGUGAACCCCCCUCCACAUGACUGACUGGCUACAUGGCUCUUGUGUACAUUCCAGAGGACAGUAAGCCACGCCCCCCCUCCAUCCUGGUAUAUACCGUCUCGGUGUUCACUACUUUCUUCUUUGGGUGUUUUAUACUGUUCUUGCUUUGCAGCUGUGAAAGUCUAUAUGUAAAUAUAAUCUAAGAGGUAUCAUACAUGCUUUGGAAAUAUGAGGAACUGAUAUUGGAUAUUAUUUGUUGUUCAAGUUGUUGCAUAUUCAGAAGUGUAUCAGUCAAGAAGUAGUCUGAAGCUGGCAUUAGUUGUAAACACUUGAAAGUGUUUUGCCUUAUUGAAAGGUGGUAGUCCUGACCGGGUGUGCGUGCUCAUGUUUUUGGGGGCUUAUGGUGCUACAUGUACAGAAUGUCGCUUGCAUCUAACCGAUUCUCAUGGUUGGAUUUCCACGUCAUGAUGUGUCACUAUAGUGCAGCCAUUAUUAUUGCAGCCCCAUCCACCCAUCCAUUUUCUAUACCCCUUAUUCUCAUUAGGGUCACAAGGUAAGCUGGAGCCUAUCCCAGCUGACUUUGGGCCAGAGGUGGGGUACGCCCUAGACUGACCAGCCAAUCACAGGGCACAUAUAGACAAACAACCAUUCACACUCACAUUCAUCCAUCUAUCCAUUUUCUAUACUGCUUAUCCUCGUUAGGGGUGGUGGUAUGCUGGAGCCUAUCCCAGCUGACUUCAGGCGAGAGGCGGGGUACACCCUGGACUGGUCGCCAGACAAACAACCAUUCACACUCACAUUCAUACCUAUGGACAAUUUGGAGUCGCCAAUUAACCUAGCAUGUUUUUGGAAUGUGGGAGGAAACCGGAGUACCCGGAGAAAACCCACGCUCAUACGGGAGCAUUGUCAUGUAUAAAUAAGUUGAAGUGUUAGAGUCAUUCAAUAAAGACAACAUGCAUUCCACUUCAGAUGGCAAGACAUAAAAACAAGCAUGAUUUUCUAGUCACUAAGAAAGGUGUCCCACUUGAUUACUUGUUACUGCUGUAACUUGUUAAAUACACGUUUAAUUAGUGAAAUAGCAAAUAGACAUGCACUCUAUUUGCAGCCAGAUAAUCUGCUUUAUGGCAGCCUCAUAAUAAGCAAUCCUUGCUGCUUUGCCCCACUUGACACCUUGGCAUCUUUUGCUCAGCCAAAGACCUGCGACCCACUUCAAAACGGCUCCAGAUCGUGACCCACGAGUUGAGAGUCACUGGUCUAGUUCAACGUGAGUGCUUUAAGCAAACAACAAAUUAUUAUUAAUGUGACAUACAAUUAAAGUAUUAGAAUUGCUCCUUGCCAGUUCUUAGUUAUAGCCAAUACCUUUUAUAAUAAACAUAAUCCAGUCCAUAUCCAACAUACACGCAAAAGGCGUUGUAGUCUUUUCCACCUCCCUAACUCCCCACUGCAGGUCCUUGCAGUCUUCCAUCGUGUAGCAGUGUGAACCGCCAUGUUUGGUGGGUUGGUUCCUGAUUGGUAGCAACUGGGGUUGUGCUUUUGGCCCCUAUCAUCACUGUGAUUUGUCACUUAUAUAGAGGAGGAGCUUAACCUGAUAUCACAUGUUUAACCGUCCAGACAAACUCUAAAUUCAUUUCUAGAAACUCAAACCUCUUUCACAUCACAACACACACUCCGUAUUUAUGCUCUUGCAUCCACUGUAAUGCAAGAACAUAAAAAAUACAAAUGUACCUUUAAUCGUGGAUGCUACUCUGGGAAACAGAUAAAAUCAGUGUGUGAAAUUAAGAAUCUAGUCUGAAUUAUGAGACCUCAAUAUUUCUUGUGUCACCAUAGCAACGCAAUGAUGAAUGGAAACCAAUAACCUCCGAGAAGCAGUGGUCCACGUGUAGGACUAUAUUAAUAUGUAACUUCAGUCUACGACUCCAACACACUGUCAGGGUUCCAUUUCUUUCUCCAUCUCUUGCACUUGUGUAUUUCUCAUUUGAAAUUGCAAUCUCACAUCUAACCUCACUGUCACAGCUGUCCACCUACAGCCCCUAAAUCCAAAUUUAUAUAGCCUUCCUCUUGGACACGUGACCAGAGUAAAUGAAAUCAAUAAGAGGCAGGUGAGGAUGGCAGAAUAGAAAACGACAUCACAAAUCCUCAUUAAAGGGGACAUAUUAUGCCUUUUCCACUUUCCUGGCCUAUAAAUAUUGCUAUAAUGUUGCAUUCUUGUGUUAAACGAUGCCGAAGCAUGAGAUGAUAACAUUUGCACACUUGAACGUGAGCCCUGAAAGAAGUUUUGGAUGGCUCUGCACGCUUCGUUUUAGUGUUUGUUUCUAACACAGGCGGGUUAUCAAGUUCUACUGAUGUCAAUUAGAUCCAGACUUCCUUAUAUGGGCUGCAUAUAGUCUUCACUCAGUAAACAUGGAUCUAUGUAUCCGGAAGUCCUCGGGAGCGCUAAGGAGUGUGACAAAUCACAGUGGAGUGGGCUUACCUAGAGGAGGGCUGCGGGUGGAGUAAAUUAAACAGACCAUUUGGUUCGAAAGCAGGAAGUCUAUGGAAACACUACAGAAAGAGGUGCAGAAUCUGGAAGAUCUAGAAAGCUUUCUGUAGCUGCUCAAUAGGAGCAAUACAAAGCGGGCUGAAAAUGAGCAUAAUAGGUUCCCUUUAAGGGGAAGUCACUUCCACUGCAGUUUAAUGAGGCCAUCACCACUUUAGUAUAUGAGGACCCCAAGGAUUGGCCAAGCACUGCAAAAUCAGCAUACAGACUGUAACUAGUACACGAAUAAAUACACAAUCAGGCACUCAUGAGAGAACAUACCUAACCUGCAAACAUCACCGACAGUGGAACCUCUUUAGCCAAUGUUUGUGGAAAAAUACACCUCAAAUAUUUCUUAAAAAAACACCUUACUGUGUGACGUCAGGAAGCAUUAAAAGCAUCAACUCUUCACAUGUUUUACAUCUGCUUGAGGUUCUUUCCUUGUUUUUUUGUGAUUUAACCAUGAAAGGGUGCUCCUGAGGAAAAGAGUGAUGAUAACCAUAGCACCAGAAUUUUUUAAAGAUUUUUUUAAAGAUAUUUUUUUUCGAUGUACACAAAAGGCCUAUUUCUCUCAAAUCUGAAAUAACAAAUCCACCUCACAGUUGUAGCAUAUCAAUAUGCUGAUUAUACAGCAUGAUGACAAUGUUGCCUUGUUUAUUUGGGGGGCAGGGGGGGUGGUAGGUUCCCAAAACAGCCCGCAAUAAGGGAAAUCUGAUUUAUUAGUAUAUGUGAUUUAAUUAGUAUAUCUGUUGUAAGGCUGUAAAACCCUCACUAUAUACUUUAUACACUUUUGCAGACAUCAAUUAACAUUUUUGUUUCUCACAAAAGGUCAAACUUUUGUUUGAAUUUUAAUGAUUAACCAACAAGGUUGGACAAAGGAAAUUAUUAAUUCACAUGUAUUUCACUCCUCAGAUCGUGCCUUUUUGUCGUCCUGGCGCUGUACCGUAACAUUUUUGUAUCCUUGUUUUCCUCCUUACUUCCUCUUUCUCGAAUGGCACCCCAACUACUUCUUCCUCCUCUUCCUCCUCUUGGGCGGCUUCCGCUGACAAAGCCUGUUAAAUUGUAGAAGUGAAGAAGUAUAUUUUUAAUAGAUUUUCUGACCUGAUGUUUGCAUUUCAUCAUCUGAUUUGAAGGAACAUCACCUCCUCAUUAGUCUUACUUCAGUUCCACUCAUACAUGCAAUAUAUACACAUGACAUUUAUUCAGAUGGAUGAUGUUUGUUCAAACAAUGCAUGGAAAGUUGAAGUUUCAACAUUUGACACUUUCUGUAACACAACUUCACUCCCCCAAAGACUGAAAGGAUACAAGGUAAUCAAAGGUCAUUGAGUUAUCUGUCAAAAUGAAUACAUGUAGAAUCAAUACAUGCAGAAUCAAUGUUUGUAAGAUUAAGGGAACUGUUCAUGGCAUGCUAGUUCAAUUUGUAACAAAAGGUUUUGUUUUUUUUAAAUAUAUAAACGCAUGUCUUGCCUUGUUAGCUCAACUGAGCUAUGUGUUUGAUCAUUCUAUACUUUACGUACAGUAAAGGACUUGCAGCUAUGUGAAAUGUGUCUGAAGAAAAUGACAAGGCUCGCUAGCAGUGGUGUACAUUGUUGCAGUUUGGUUUUUUUAUGUUAUUUUAUCGAUACGGACUCUGUGUUGGAGGGGAGUGUGCUGUUUGUGUAUU
Doryrhamphus excisus (bluestripe pipefish) is the source of this 5345-nucleotide messenger RNA. RefSeq names its product phospholipid phosphatase 4 (gene plpp4). Gene Ontology annotation, molecular function: phosphatidate phosphatase activity. Gene Ontology annotation, cellular component: membrane. Gene Ontology annotation, biological process: phospholipid metabolic process; phospholipid dephosphorylation. The record is from RefSeq and is a predicted model, not a curated record. NCBI's taxonomy places the organism in Eukaryota, Metazoa, Chordata, Actinopteri, Syngnathiformes, Syngnathidae.